This is a messenger RNA of Anopheles merus, 3117 nucleotides long. It is a transcript of the gene Noc2, whose product is annotated as nucleolar complex protein 2 homolog. The coding region runs from base 135 to 3026 and encodes 963 amino acids. The record is from RefSeq and is a predicted model, not a curated record. The transcript has a single exon. Lineage: Eukaryota; Metazoa; Arthropoda; Insecta; Diptera; Culicidae. Gene Ontology annotation, molecular function: histone binding; transcription corepressor activity. Gene Ontology annotation, biological process: negative regulation of transcription by RNA polymerase II; ribosomal large subunit biogenesis. Gene Ontology annotation, cellular component: nucleolus; Noc1p-Noc2p complex; nucleoplasm.
GCAAACGUCAACACCGUAAACACGUGCGAGCACCACCGGCAGGAGAAAACAUCCUCAAAAAUACGCGUUUUUCCGAUUGUUUAACUGUGUCCUCGUUAUUAUUACAUUCUAGUGUAACCCUUCACAACUUCAAGAUGAAGAUCAAACAGUCAAAGAAAAAGGAAGACUUCCAGAACAUGUCCCUGGACAACUUCUUGGACAACAUGGAUGCAGACGUUGGAGACGAUGAGCCAGAGGCCAAACCGAAGAGUAAACUUAAAUCUAAUGGCAUAGAAAAGGCCAAAUACAAACAGGAUGCAAAGGACGACAAAAAGAAGGUGAAAUCUGUAGGGAAAGUAAAGAAAGUUGCUGCAAGCACUGCGGAACCGGAGGAAGAAGUGAAUGGAGCUGAAGAGAAAAAGUCUAGGAAGACGAAAAAGGUCAAGUCGGCCGAUGCCGAGCAAAAUGAGGCAAUGAACGGCAAAGUGAAGAAAAGGAAAAAUUUGAACUCCGAAGCACAGCGACCAGAGCUGACUGGAAAAGAGAAGAAAAAGAAACGCAAACUGGCCGAGCCAGAAGAAGCGGACGGUUCCGACCACGAUACUGCCGGCUCGAAUGCGAACAGCGUAUUGAAGAAGAAAACGAAGAAAGUCAAGAAGGUCGCUGAGCAGGCUGAGAUGAAUGGCAACAAGAAAAAAGCUAAAACCGAGUCACAACCCGUCCAGCUUAACGGCAAGGAGUCGAAGAAAACGAAGGGUAAGCAGGCCGCCGCCGAAAAAUCCGACAAAGAGUUGACAAAGUCGAGCAUGAAACAGGUGGAAAAGGAGCAUAAAGAAGCGCUGGCCAGAUUGGAAACGACCGAUCCGGAACUGUUUGCCUUUUUGAAGAAGAAUGACGAAAAACUGCUGAAAUUCGGCCAGCUGGGCGGAAGCGAUUCGGAAUUCUCCGACUCGGAGAAUGAGGCUGAAGACGAGGAGGGAGCUGUGCACGAGUUGCCAGACAAGCUGGACGUUGCUAGUGACGAGAGCGACUUUGAUCCCAAUGAGGAUGAAGACGAGCAAGGUCCCGGUGAGGGGGACGAUGAAGAUGAAGACGGUGAGGAAGAGGAGAAAGCCGCCGACGAUGACGAUGGCACGCCGGGCAAGAGGGUUACGUUUAAAAUGCUGAAAGCAUGGACCAACGAUCUGACAACGCUGCCAGUAAAGCACGUUCAUGGUAUCCGCAACAUUUGCAAAGCUUUCAAUUCGGCCCUGUACACCGUGACGGGAGAUAAGAGCGUUAUCCCGCCGUAUCGCGUUGAAGGUUCGGCUAUGUUUAACGGUAUCGUACAAACGUGCGUUCUGUACCUUGGACCGGCCCUUCGGAGCUAUCUGGCAUUGACCGAGAAGCGACAGUUUAAGGAUCUGAAGAAUGAUUUCCGGUUCAAGAAGGUGAGGGCAAGCAUAAAGACAUAUCUGAUCGAUCUGACCAACCUGCUCGAGAACGUCUCUUCGUCGCACAUCAUGUCCGUACUGCUGAAACACUUGCACGAGUUUUCAUCGAUUCUGAUCUGCUACCAGAACCUAACGAAACCCAUUCUGAAGCGUCUGAUCGGUAUCUGGAGUACGGCGGAGGAAGAAACCAUCCGUGUGUUGGCGUUCAUGUGUAUCUUGAAGAUCACGCACGCGCAACAAUCCUUCUUCCUAAGCAACGUGCUGAAGGUGAUGUAUCUGGCGUACGUAAAGAACAGCAAGUUUGUGUCGCCCAACACGCUGCCCAACAUCAACUUUAUGCGCCGCUCGCUGGCGGAAAUGUUCUUGCUCAACUUCAACGUCUCCUACCAGCACAUGUUUCUGUACAUCCGCCAGCUAGCCAUUCACCUGCGCAAUGCAGUAAUUUUGCAGAAGAAGGAAAGCCUUCAGUACGUCUACAACUGGCAGUACAUCAACUCGCUGAAACUGUGGGGCGACGUGCUCGGAUCGGCCCAUGCGCAUGGGGGAGCCCUUGAACCACUAAUCUAUCCGUUCGUUUCCAUCACGAUCGGUGUAAUGAAGUUGAUACCGUCGGCCCAAUACUUCCCGCUGCGCUUCCACUGCUGUCGCACGUUGAUACAGCUGAAUGCGAAAACGAACAUCUACAUACCGGUACUCCCAUUCCUGGUGGAGGUGCUUCGUUCCCAUAGCUUCAACGAGGACCACAAAAAGCUGUCUAUGCGACCGGUAAAUCUGACCUGCUUGUUACGAUUUUCCCCGGCAAACAUUCAGGAGAACGCUUUCAAAGAUGCCGUCAUCGACCAGAUCUACGAACUGGUGCUAGAGUUUGCGGCAAACGAGUCCGCCUCGAUCGGCUUUCCGGAGAUCGUUCUGCCGAUCAUACUGCAGCUACGCCAGUACGCAAAAACGACCAAGCAGUACAAGUACUCGCGCAAGAUGAAGCAGCUGAGUGACAAGCUGAUGGAGAAUUACGAGUUUAUGGAAAAGCGGCGCCGCAAGAUGGACAUACCAUUGAAGGAAACGGACCGUAUCCGGGCCUGGGAGGAAAUGGUCCGUGCGGAGGGAACGCCGCUGGCAAAGUUCUACGCUACGAUCGCGAAGGAGACCGAAGCGGUGAAACGACGCCAUGCUACGGAUUCGGAAAAGAUCAGCGAUUACAAGCUGCCAACGUUGAAGAAGGUGGUGAAAAAGACACCAACGAAGAAGGAUGGCCCGGUGACGCUAUUCCCAUCGGACGACGAAGACGAGGAUGAUGAUGAUGAUGAUGAGGACGGACUCGAGGACAUGGAGGAUGAUACGGACGGUGAUGAAUCGAUGUCCGACAUGGAGGAGGGCAGUGAUGACGAGGAGAUGAUGGGUUCAGAUGACGAUGAGGAUGAUGAUGAGGAAGAGGAAGAGGAAGAGGAAGAGGAAGAGGAAGAGGUGGUGCCUAAAAAGAGCAACAAGAAGAAAUUAGUGAAGGAGCAAAAGAAACCCAACAAAAAGAUCGUCGAGAAUUAUCCUUUGGAGGAUGGUACGGAUGCGGAUCAAGUCGAUAUAUUGAAAGAUUUGAAGUUAGAUGAUUGGGAUGAUUGAAGGGUUUGCCGUACAUACAUCGUAAUUACCUUGUACAUUACCUUACCAGCAGAUUAAUAAAGUGCUGAUCUUAAGGGAUCAUUUCCUUUAA